AUGCAAGAGCAAAAGGUUAUUCAGUUCAUUGAUCCUGUCGUGCUACCUCGACACAACGCUAGCCGCGAAGCGUUCUUUGACGGCAAGAUUGGAAUGUGGCAUUUCGUGCGGCACAGACCUGCUGAAAGGAACUCGCGAAACCGCUCUGCUGAUACAAUGGUGACGACGUUAGUGAAUGUCGACGGAAAAGUGUGUACAAACUACGUCCUCAACAAGGUCGUACCUGCCAUCAAGGCGAAGUUUCAAAGCGACAUCAAGAAGGUCAUCCUUCAACAGGUGCUAUCACAAAUGCUGUUCUCGUGGCUGCAGCCACAAACGGGUGGACGUGACGCGCCGCCAACGGCCAAACAGCCCUGA
This is a messenger RNA of Aphanomyces astaci, 357 nucleotides long. RefSeq lists its product as hypothetical. Bases 1 to 357 code for a protein of 118 amino acids. The record is from RefSeq and is a predicted model, not a curated record. The transcript has a single exon. Lineage: Eukaryota; Oomycota; Saprolegniomycetes; Saprolegniales; Verrucalvaceae.